Messenger RNA from Chaetomium strumarium, 2737 nucleotides. Its product is annotated as heterokaryon incompatibility Het-C. The record is from RefSeq and is a predicted model, not a curated record. NCBI's taxonomy places the organism in Eukaryota, Fungi, Ascomycota, Sordariomycetes, Sordariales, Chaetomiaceae. The transcript has 7 exons. The coding region runs from base 239 to 2530 and encodes 763 amino acids.
CACAAGUUCAACUUCAGCUUGCUGAGCUUACGGAGGCCGCCAAAGUUUACUCAUCUCUCUUCAACUCUAAACUCUUGUUGCCGUGUCAUCAUCAUCUAGCAGGUCAAAUUUACGCACCAACGUAAUCUGUGUGUGCGUGUACCCGUAUCCAAGUGCGGAGGACUUGAAUACUGACAGAAGUUCAAGACUGCUGGAUUUCAUUGCUGAUAUAGCCAACACAUCUCCCACCAUCAACGGCAUGGCAGGGCUCAGGAUGGGCUGGAGCAGUACGCUCCUGGUCCUCGCUCUGCUUCUUGUCGUUCUUCCGGGAAAAGCUGCCGCGUUCGGUGCUGGCAACAUUCCCUCAAUCGCCCAGGUUGAGGGCCACAACUGGAGACAUGGAGACAUCGAGGACGUGCUCAAGACCCUCGCCUUCCUGCAUGGGAAGAAAUGGACGACGCUGAUGGUCUCGCGCGUCUACUUUGGCAACUGGUUGCGAGACUACUCGCAGGCGGUCGAUGUCGGUAGCUUGAAGGGAAUCAAUGCAGCCACCAUUAGAAUCAUCGUCUGGGUCCUGUCCUUCAUGGCCCACGGCUACGCAACCGAGGAAUUUGAGGUGACCGACGAGCGCUUGGGCGUCUACCGACCGGAGGAGCACAUCGACAACCCGCUUGGCUAUGCCGACAACCAGGAUGCCCGCAAGUAUGAUCCCCGCCUGCGCCCUCCCGUGGAUCCCAGGGAACUCGAGAUCGACCCGCGGACUGGCAUGAAGAACUACAUCGCCAACGAGCACGGCGGCUGGGCCACCAGCGCCGGCUACUUGCGCUAUAGCUUCACCCGCAGCAUCCACUAUGGCCGGCUCUACACCAGCGGCUCGCAUGGCGCGGCGGGCAAAGAGGCUGAUCUAUGUGAAGCUCUGCGGUGCCUGGGUCAGGCCCUCCACUGCAUGGAGGACUUCCCCGCUCACAGCAACUACUGCGAGCUUGCCCUCAUUGAGAUGGGCUACCACAACGUCUUUCCUCACUGCGGCAGUGCUACCCAGAUCCACUUGAAUGGCAGGACCGUCUAUCCUCUGGUUACUGGGACGUUUGGAGCGGUCGAUUUCUUGCACUCUGUUCUCGGCGAGGCCAACGACCAUUUCACUCAAUCCGAGGUCGAUGAGAUGAAUGUUGCCCUCCUGAACGCCGAGCAACUGAACAGAGCCAGCGGCGAUGGCCAACGCGGCAUCUUUGGCUUGAACUUUGGCUCUGGCGGCGGCGACUUUAUUUCCAUGAUCUCCAAGCUCCCUGGUGUCGGCGAUGGCUACGCCUCUCAGGCUAGAAACCUAAAGGCCAUGUCAGAGGCUCAGGAGCAGGAAAACGCCCGCUCUGCCCACAGCGAUGUACGCGCCGCCAACGCCAACGUCGUCCCUGGCAUGAGCGCCAACUUCGAUCCGGUCAAGGUCGCAGGGCAGAUCUACCCGAUCCUCGAAUUCCGCGACAAGAUUGUCCGGUCCAUCAACAAUAUGAUCUCCAAGAUCCCCGGCCUCGAGAGUCUGCUGGAGCGCAUUAGCGAGACGCUGACGGCUUUCAUUCUGGGACUGCUCGCGCCCUUUAUCCGCCCCAUCAUCAACCAGGUGUCGCAGGUGCUGAAGGAAGGCUCCUCCGGCCUGAUCGAGACGAGCGCUCAACAGCAGCUGGAGCCGUGGACCAACCCGCGCUGCGACAACCCGACCCACUCGAUGCUGUCCAAAGACCACUUCACCAACAUCCUCAACUCGUGCGCCGGCCGCGUGGCCGCUACCAUCCUGGAAUAUGUCGUUCCCCGCGUCGUCUACGCCUGGGAGAACCCUGGCGUCCCCGUCGACGAGGUCGUCAACGACGUGCUCCGAGCCUUCCACCACCCGGCCGCCCGCAACGAGCACAUCCAGAUCCAGCGCGACAUGUUCGAGACGGUGCGCAAGUGGACGCAGGAGACGCCCCACCGCCACCAGCUCAACCACCUCCUCUCGUCCGAGUCCGUCCGGAACCACAAGAACCACAUCCUCCCCAGCGGCCAAAGCUCGCGCGGCCUUGGCGGCGGCGGUGGUGGUGCAGGCGGAUGCGGCCACGGCGACGGCGGCCACGGCAAGCCCGCCGGCUCGCUCUGGUCGCAGAUCCAGACGCAGAACCGCGAGAGCGCCAGCGGCAGCCACUAUCAUGCGCCGCCACCACCGCCCACGCACGGCCAGGCAGCGGGCUACUACGGCGCCGGCGCACCUCACGGACGGCCUGAUUCCUCUGGCGGCAGCGGGUAUGCGGGGAGCUACGGCCACCCUACACCGCCGCCUCCUCUUCAACCUCAACCUCACUCAGGGUAUGGGUACCAGCACCAGGGUCCGUACGGACAACAUCCGCCGCCCGGCCCGCCGUCGCAUCAGGGAGGGUAUUACCAGGGCCCGGGUCCGGGACACCACCAGCCCCCUUACGGUGGAGGAGGAGGAGGAGGCGGAUAUGGUGCGCCGCCGCCCCAGCCGUCGCCGUAUCCGCCUCACGGACAGCCGCCUUCGUGGGGCCAGUAUCCGCCGUAUUAAGAACAUGGCAGAACGACGUGGGAGGUGGUAUUGAACUGAGCCAAAAAGGGGUCUCUAAUGAAAUGAUCAUGUUGUGAUAUCCUGAUUUACUUUGUUAUCAUUUCAGACCGGGUCUAAGAUGGGACACCCCGUCGUUGUCUCGUUGCGUUGGCGUCUAUCUCGCCGGCUUUUCUUUCUUUCUUUCUUUUUUUUUUUUUUUUUUUUUUU